Molecule: messenger RNA, 1297 nt
Organism: Pomacea canaliculata
Lineage: Eukaryota; Metazoa; Mollusca; Gastropoda; Architaenioglossa; Ampullariidae
Exons: 5
Coding region: 125-889 (254 amino acids)
Source: RefSeq, a predicted model, not a curated record
GCUACAGUCUCAGGUCGACCUCUUAGGAGACUGGUUAUAUCUGAUGCAGAAACACUUAAAAACUGGGAUUCAGCUGUGUUGCCCAUCUACGGACUUUCGUGCAGCUUCACGAAGUUUUUGAAGCAUGGACACAGCUAGAGAGUUGUUGUCCAUGUUUGUAGUUGUUGUCUGGACCUUGACCAAUGGUUCUCAAAUCUCCACAACUAACUGCGGUGAAUUACAUUUUGUGGGCCUAUCAGACCUGGAUGAUGUGAUUACAGUGGAAAGUGGCAAGGAAUUAAGUGUGACCUUUCACCUAAACUGUCAAAAGAGUUCAUACAAAUCUGUUGUGCGAGUGACCAAACAUGAAGAAUUCUUUUCUCACAAUAUUUGCAUAAUUCUACUUGACAACCAAAGCUGCUACGUCACCAACUCUUCACAUCCCUGUAGAUGUGUGAACGAGACUUUUGCCCAGUUCCACAAAACAGCUUCACUUUCAGACGAAGGGAAAUAUCAAUGGUCCACCGUCGGAAAACUCUCACAACAACGAAUCAUCACUUUUCGAAUUAUUCCAACUUUCGUAGAUGAAGCAGCGAACCGAGAAAAGUCUGUUCUGGUGGGUUUCUUGUCUCUACUGUCAUUCGGUUUCCUUAUUAUCAUCGUGGCCUUCGUACACUGGAUUGUUCGACGAAAAAGAGGUUAUGAAGUUCAAGGAGCUGGGGUCUCGAACCCUCCACACUAUGUCAACUUUACCAGCCGGGUGGAGUCGGUGUGUUUAGACAACUGCCAACAUGGACUGGAGGAAAAUGACUACGAUGAUGUUAUUCCAGGAUCGUUACAAAACAUUUACAACGAUCAUCGACAGCUUACCCAGGUCCCGCUACCUUACAAACCCCUGAAAAAGAAAUAACCACUUGUCCUUGGUAAUAUUAGGUGGAGAAAAAUAAACUGUACAAUUUUAAUUUGUGUCCAACAAAAAUCAAAAGCUAUUAAAUGUAAUCUACAUAUAUCUUUUGAUGUGCUUGAUAAAGAUAAGUAGAUAGUCACUCAGUCGUUUCGGGCUGGGCGCCUUGGGUUCAGCUUGGGAUGCGAUUCCUACCCCUUCCUCCUCAACUAUCGUGCAAAAUCACCUCAAGGUGGAAGCACUUUUCUGCUAAACGAGCCAACCAACCAGCCAACCAACCAGCAAACCAGCAACCAUAGAAAUAAGAAUUCCAAUUUUCAAGGCGUGUCCUCAUUUAUAUGACAGAAAAUUAGUUUGAGUACAUAACAUGUAAAAUUAUUUCCAUGUAAAAACAAAAUAAAUUUCACAAAGUUA